This is a messenger RNA of Macrosiphum euphorbiae (potato aphid), 2151 nucleotides long. The record is from the annotation of a GenBank genome assembly. NCBI's taxonomy places the organism in Eukaryota, Metazoa, Arthropoda, Insecta, Hemiptera, Aphididae.
AUGGAAUCAAGAAAUAGUUCAAGAAAAAAAAUAUGUUUAUCAAAAUCCCAAUUCAAUAGAAAUAUAAAACAACAACUUGAUUGCUUAGAUCAUUUAAGAACACAAAAAUCAGUAGAUGCUUUACCAGUUGUUACUCCUUGUUUGAGUUUUCAAAGUCAGUCUGUUGGCUAUUUAUCACAGGAAAAUAACUUGUUAGUUGAGGGAAAUAAUAUUUCAAACACAACUAUAAUUGAUAGUUCACCAAAAAUGGUCAUUAAAAAUAGCAAUUAUGUCUCCCAAACAUUGUCCAAUACUACUCAAUUUAUUCCUAAACAAAGUUCUGAAUUAAUCGAAAAUGUUAUUAACACUGACCAAGCUAAUUACCAACAUAAUAUACCAGAAACUUUAAAAUUAUCAGUCCCUGAUCAAUUAAGGCAGUGGGCAGUUAGGAAUAAAAUAACUCACACAGCCCUAGGAGAACUAUUAAUGAUUCAAAGGCAAAUACCGGAUUUUAAAAAUAUUCCAAUUAAUCCAAAAACUUUUUUACAUACACCAAGGCAAACAAUUUUACGUGAUGUCAGUCCUGGACAAUAUUAUCAUUUCGGAUUAGAAAAUUCCAUAUCUAGCAUAUUAAAAAAUAUUGAUUCGUCUAAUUUUCCUGAUGUUAUUAAUGUAGCUAUAAAUAUUGAUGGGCUACCUCUUAGUAAGUCUUCGUCCAGUCAAGUAUAUCCAAUAUUAUGCUCGGUCAAUAAUAUUGAUAUCAUAUUGCCUGUAAAUAUUUGUUGUGUUGGAAUUUAUCAUGGUUAUGAUAAACCAUCAGACUUCAACGAGUUUUUGAAAGAGUUUGUUGAUGAAGCGGUAACAUUAACAUCAAAUGGCAUUAGCAUUAAUGAUAAACAUUAUGGUUUCAAAAUUGUCAUGUUUUUAUUUGAUGCUGUAGCUAAGGCAAGUGUUUUAUUUAUAAAAGGCCAUAGUGGUUAUUCAUCUUGUUCGAAGUGCACCUUAGAAGGUGAAUAUAUAAAUUCAGUAUGUUUUACUGAAAUAGAAUUUAAUAAAAGAACCGAUAGUGAUUUUAUGAAUCAAACUGAUCCGGAUCAUCAUACAGGUCAUACAAUUUUAGAAAAAAUUCCAAAUAUAGGUCUUGUGACCCAAGUCCCUUUAGACUAUAUGCAUCUAAUAUGUCUUGGAGUUGUGAAAAAGUUACUUGUUUCUACUUGGUGUUUUGGACCACCUCCUCACAAAUUACCUUCUAGAAUUAUAAAGGUUAUAUCGGAAUCAUUAACAAAUUUAGUUCCCUACAUUCCUGUUGAAUUUGCUAGAAAACCUAGGCCUUUGAAAGAUUCUAAACGCUUUAAAGCUACAGAAUUUAGGCAGUUCAUUUUAUACACCGGUGUUAUUGUUUUAAAAAAAAAUUUAGAAAACAACAAGUAUAAACAUUUUUUGUCUCUUCAUUUUGCUAUUACUGUACUAUUAUCAGACAUACAUUUACAAACUAUGACGAACUAUGCGGAAGAACUUUUAAAACAUUUUGUUAUUUGUACAAAAUUAAUUUAUGGUCCUCAAUUUAUGUCUCAUAACUUUCAUAACUUAUUGCAUUUAACUGAUGAUGCUCGAAAAUUUGGCAAUUUGAACAAUUUUGGCAAUUUUUCCUUUGAGAACUAUUUACAAAAAAUAAAAAAAAUGUUGAGAAAACAUGAUGGUAUUCUACCACAACUAGUACGGAGACUGGCUGAAGAAAGGUCUCUUCAAAUAUUACCUAACCACAAAGUAAAACCAAAUAAUUUUAAACUAGAAAAAGAACAUAGUGACGGUAUUUUAUUAAACGAUACCUGCAAUCCUCAAUAUAAAGAGGUAGUAUUUUGUAAUUUUAAACUUAGUUCAAAAGUUCAAAAUUCAUGUUGUAGAUUAAAAUGUGGCACCAUUAUUGAAAUUUCAAAUUUUGCACAUAGCAAAGUAUUAAAUCAGCCAAUAGUGAUUGGUAAAAAAUACAAUAAAACUGCAGAUUUUUAUACUAGCCCUUCUCAGUCAUCUUUAAUUGGUAUUUUAUUAGUUACUCAACUUCAAGAAAAUUAUUCAUUUUGGCCAAUAUCAGAUAUUCUUUAUAAAUUGGUUCGUUUACCAUAUAACACGAGUUUUGUAGUAUUUCCUUUACUGCAUACUUAUGAGCACUGA